CUUAUCCCUCCCUCCCCAACUCCCCAACUCCCCAACUCCACCGCACCACCUCAUUUCCACCAUGCGCAGCACUCUAUUGACCCUCCCGCUGCUCCUGAGCACCGCCCAGUCCGCACUCGGUGCGUCCAGCUCUUUCAGCAGCAGCCACCAGCAGAUCCUCGAAUCCCCCAACCAAGCCCCCUACAGCCAUGACGACGCCAUUUUCGUCCUCGACGAAGACCGCGUCCACGCCGCCCUCCGCGAGCACCCCGACGACCCGGUCGCCGCCUUUCUGGCGCUGAGCCCCGAUAGCGCCGACUUCCUCGCCCAGCCCCGGCUGCUGCACGUCCGCGGAGAGCCCCAGCCGCAGUGGAUGACCGAGGGCGACAAGCUGCUGCUGCGGCAGAAGGGGAAGAAGUUCAUGGACAUCACGGAGCAUGAGGGUUUCUACGCGGAGCAGGUGCAUGCCCUUGCAGGUUCGGCGAGACCUGCCGGACUUGACGCACCAGCGCUACGUCCGCCCCCUGUUUGAUCAGGUCGAGAAGGCGCACAUGGAAUACGUGCUGCGGCACAUGACCAGCUACUACAACCGGUACUACGGGGGCAUCCAUGGCGAGAUGAGCUCGCAGUGGCUCUACCAGCACAUCGCCAAGAUCAUCGACGAAUCCCCCUUCCGCACCCACAUCUCCCUGGAGUACUUCACCCACGCCUUCCCCCAGUCCUCGAUCAUCGCGCGCUUCGAGCCCAAGGUCCGCAACUUCUCACUCCCGCUGACCAUCAUCGGCGCCCACCAAGACUCGGCCAACUACCUGUUCCCGCUGCUGCCCGCGCCCGGCGCCGACGACGACUGCUCGGGCACCGUCAGCAUCCUCGAGGCGUUCCGCGUGCUGGCUGCGAGCGGAUACACGCCCAAGAACGGACCCGUGGAGUUCCACUGGUACGCGGCCGAGGAGGGGGGACUCUUGGGGAGCCAGGCCGUUGCGCGGUACAAAAAGGAGGAAGGGGCGCGGAUCGGGGCGAUGUUGGAGUUUGACAUGACGGCGUUCAUCGCGCACAAUUCGACCGAGGAGAUCGGGUUCAUCGCGACGGAGGCGGAUGCGGCGCUGACGAACUGGACGGUCAAUCUGAGUCGCGAGUAUAUCUCGAUUCCGACGGAGGUGUAUGAACUGGGCGCCGGUGCCGGGUCGGACUACAUGUCCUUCACGCAGCUCAACUACCCGUCGGCCUUUGCGUCGGAGGGCAACCCCCUGGCCGGCGGGAGAAUGCCGGGCAACUUCGAUCCGUACGUCCAUGGCGUCAACGAUACGAUGGACGUGGACGAUGAGACGGGGUAUUUCUCCAUUGACCACAUGGCUCGCUUCAGCGAGUUGGCGAUCGCCUUUGCCGUGGAACAGGGUGGUUGGGAUAACAAGUGGCGGUAGGCGAUUUGUUUUAUGACCAUGUACUGUACCAACUGUCGGUGUACAUGAGCCUGGGUCGUCGGGUCACAUGGAUAGCUAUUGAGAAGUUGCCGUUUGUCUUUCCGUCCUUCCCAGAGAAUGAGCCCACUUUCCGCCAACCUCCUC
This is a messenger RNA of Aspergillus brunneoviolaceus CBS 621.78, 1544 nucleotides long. Its product is annotated as Zn-dependent exopeptidase. Bases 444 to 1400 code for a protein of 318 amino acids. Gene Ontology annotation, biological process: proteolysis. Gene Ontology annotation, molecular function: metalloexopeptidase activity. The transcript is spliced from 6 exons. The record is from RefSeq and is a predicted model, not a curated record. NCBI's taxonomy places the organism in Eukaryota, Fungi, Ascomycota, Eurotiomycetes, Eurotiales, Aspergillaceae.